Molecule: messenger RNA, 315 nt
Organism: Orbilia oligospora ATCC 24927
Lineage: Eukaryota; Fungi; Ascomycota; Orbiliomycetes; Orbiliales; Orbiliaceae
Exons: 1
Coding region: 1-315 (104 amino acids)
Source: RefSeq, a predicted model, not a curated record
AUGCCGAAGGAACUAUGCGAGUUUUCUGUUCUGGAAAGAAGUGCCACCAUCGAGGUCAGGAUAAUCUUUGGAUCCUUCCCGAAGGAACCGUCUACUUUGAAAGCCUGGUCGAUAUUCGUCGACAAUCUAUGGGAACCAGUAGGUAAGAGGUCUGUAACCUUGCAUUCGUCAACGGCAAGGGGACCCCUCUCGAAGCAGGAAAGUGACUUUGGAGAGCAUGAUGUUACCAUCGACAAAAUCGCUCGCCCCAUUGCCACCAGUGUAUGUACAUACACUAUUCGGGUAAGGCAGAUGUCGAAUACGUUUCUAGACUGA